GUAGUGUGAAAUGUCCUAAUGUAAUUGUAAUAUUGAUAGAAAUGGCAAUUUAUGGUACUUAAUACACAAAUCCCUGUCAGUGCCAUGUGAUGUUCUAUGCCAGUAUAUUUACCAACUCUAAUACCUUUAUGCCUCAAAAAUGUAAUGAAAUAGGACACGUGUAUUUCGUACAAACAUAACCCAACAUUUGGGCAAUUGACGUCAGUGUUUCAGCUCAACUAGAUGUUAAGGUUGUAAAUAUGGAUACUGUGAAAUCGGGACCUGGUGGUGUUCUGUCAGAAAUUGUGGAUAAAGUGUCGUUCGCAAAUUUCCUACCACUUUUAACCAGAGCAACAGCAGAAAAUGAAGAGCCAACUGCAGGAUACAUGUUCAAAGAAAUUGAAAAAAUUACCUUUCAAGUUCCACCACAAUGUCAGCAGCUAGCAGAGUAUUUGAACAGAAGACUGGAGAAACCUUCAGCAUGUGUUAAACUGAAGGUUUUGAAAAUCAUGAUUUAUUUGAUCCAAAAUGGCCACCUAAGUUUUCGGAGUUAUUUAAGAAGAAACGAUGGUUAUAUAAAAUUGGCAGGAAUGUAUAAUGGCCCACCUGAUCCUCUUCUUGGGAUGAGUCCAUAUGAAAAUGUGAGAAAAACUGCUCAGGAACUCCUGGACAUGUUAUUCAAUCCUGACUUGGUUCAGCAAGAUGAUACAGGAGUAGUAGUGCAGACUGAAGAAAAAGGCAGGCUGCAGCUUGGAGGUUUGGGUUCAACAGGGAAUGCAAAAGGAAAGUAUGAGGGAUUUGGAAGCAGCCCUGUUGAUAGAGAAGAAACAAUUAAAGGAAAGAUGAUGGACAUGUUGGAGAAAUUUAUAUAUCCAACAGAUGAAACAGCUGAGAAGAUAAAAUCAGCCAUGACAAGUUCACCUGGUCAUUAUGAAGCUGUUCGUGUGAACCUUCUGAUGGAUUCAAAUGUUGACAUUCAGUCAGCACAAGCACAGACAGCAUCAGUCAUGAUAAAAGCUCAUGUGCCGGGCCAUGCAGGGGGAGGCUGGGAAUCUGAUGAAGAUAUUCCGAAGGAGUUGGUACCAGAGUUACAGAAAUCUUCAUCUACUAACAGUGGAAGCAUUGUGUCAGUGGAUUCACUUGAAAAGAUAGACUCCCCAGCAGUAGAAGUUGUGAAGGAAACUGUGAAUCAAUUCUGCAAUGUACAAGAGUGGCCAACAUCCCUCUCUCAACUAAAUGAUGCAUGUAAAACAUGUGCAACUCUGAAUUGUGGUGAUGUUCUACAAGCCAUUGGCAAUAUACUGCUCCAGUCUUCAGGGACAGUCUCUGACAUAUCACUGAUGCGAGCGUUGUUAAUGUUAGAAUGGUUUUUACGAACUGAUCUUAUUACUCCAGCUAUCUUUUCAAAGAUUAUCUCAGCGCCACUUAACUGUGUGUUAAAAUCACAAUCCAGUGGACAGGAUGUGAAGGUGAAGGCUCAGAAAAUCAGACUGAUAUUAGACAAACUGCAGCCAUGACAUAGUUGACAUUGAGGUAGAAAGGUUCAGUUGUGUUGUCUCAAAUGGUAGGAAACAAAGUUAUUAACUUGCAGUGGUUAUUUACAGUGAAAUCUCUAUUUGAUAUUCCUCAAUUUAAGGUUUUCCCCCAUUUAACAUUCAGUUUCAGGGAUCCCAGGUAAAUAACCUCAGUAUUAAAUUAACUUGUACUCUUCUCCAAGUAUAAUUAGAAUGAUCAAGUCAAGGAGGAUGAGGUAGGCAGGGCAUGUACCAUG
This is a messenger RNA of Cryptotermes secundus, 1750 nucleotides long. Its product is annotated as AP-4 complex accessory subunit tepsin. Gene Ontology annotation, cellular component: trans-Golgi network membrane. The transcript has 9 exons. The coding region runs from base 240 to 1496 and encodes 418 amino acids. The record is from RefSeq and is a predicted model, not a curated record. Lineage: Eukaryota; Metazoa; Arthropoda; Insecta; Blattodea; Kalotermitidae.